Anolis carolinensis (green anole) is the source of this 7932-nucleotide messenger RNA. Its product is annotated as hyaluronidase 1. Bases 3989 to 5623 code for a protein of 544 amino acids. NCBI's taxonomy places the organism in Eukaryota, Metazoa, Chordata, Lepidosauria, Squamata, Anolidae. Gene Ontology annotation, cellular component: cytoplasmic vesicle. The record is from RefSeq and is a predicted model, not a curated record. Gene Ontology annotation, molecular function: hyalurononglucosaminidase activity. Gene Ontology annotation, biological process: carbohydrate metabolic process; hyaluronan catabolic process. The transcript has 4 exons.
GUGGGAGAAAGAACUUUUGUCUGUUUGAUGCAAGUGUGAAUGGUGCAAUUAUUUACCUUAAUUGGCACUGAAUGGCCUUGCAGCUUCAAUGUCUGGCUUUUUCCUGCCUGGGGGAAUCCUUUGUUGGGAGGCAUUACCUGGACCUACAUCAAGGGAACCACUGACCACUUAGGGAAGCUGAUGAAGAAACACAACCUACAAACUAUCUACAGACCCACUAAGAAAAUCCAACAAAUGCUGCCUGCAUUCAGUGAAGGACAGGAGGGAUUCUCUCACCUCUGCAGGAGUCUACCAUAUACCAUGCAGCUGUAGACAAUGUUCUGCCGGCCCGUUUAUGUUGGAUAAGUGAGACUCUACUGUACAUGUCACCUUCCCUUUCCGGUGACAUCCCAGAGGUCCACUUCACUGAGCAGGUCUGUACACAAACAGAGAUGUUGAGAACACAGAAAUAUGCUGGACCCUUUAACAAUCACCAUGUCAGACUACACAGAGAAGCCAUUGAAAUCCACAAGCAUGUGGACAACUUCAAUAGAAAGGAGGAAACCAUGAACAUGAACAAAAUCUGGCUAUCAGCAUUAAAAAAACCCUCUAAAAUCAGGACAGCAUUGCCCAGAGACGAAUCAAGGAACAUGAAAGGCACUGCAGACUAGCUCAACCAGAGAAGUCAGCCAUAGCAGAGCACUUGAUGAACCAACCUGGACACAGCAUAUUUUUUGAGAAUACAGAAAUGCUGGACCACACUCACAACCACCAUAUCAGACUACACAAAGAAGCCAUUGAUUUCCACAAGUAUGUGGACUAUUUCAACAGAAGGGAGGAAAUCACGAAAAUGAACAAAGUCUGGAUACCAGUAUUAAAAACUCUAAAAUUGGGACAGUAAACAAAGAACAACACUCAGAAGACAGGGAAAUUCCAGACAUAAAUCAAUCAGGGCCAGCUAACACCUUUCAACAAAGGAUUCCCUCAGGCUUGAAGCUGCAAGGGCAUUCAAUGCUAAUCAAGCUGGCCAAUUGCACCAUUCACAUUUGCCUCAAACAGAUAAGAGUUCUUUCUCCCACCCUGGACUUUCCACAGAUAUAUAAACCCCACUUGCCUAGUUUUCCAACUGACCUCACAACCUCUGAGGAUGCCUGCCAUAGAUGUGGGCAAAACAUCAGGGAAUGCUUCUGGAACAUGAUCAUACAGCCCGGAAAACUCACAGCAAUCCAGAUCUUCCUUUUCUUGCUCUGUGUUGACUUGCAGCAGGGACUUGUGUUGCCACUGUACAGGAUCUUGUAUAAAAUGAAUACACCCCAAAGAGCUUAUUAUUCUGGAUCCCCCCCGCCCCCCAGAAAUGUAUACACUCCAACAAUAUUAAAGAUUACAAUAGUACAGAAAUGUUGGAAAACUGCAAGAGAAACUUUAAGGGAGGUUUGCAUCUCUAUUAAUUGACUAUGCAAGCAGUGCACUGAUGCGCAGAGAGAACAAUUUGAACAUCUAACAUAAAAUUGUAACUUUAGUUGGACUUUGUAACUUGGAUCAAAUAAUUAUUGUAACAUUAUUCAAUAUGAAGAGGCAGCAGUGCUGGAUAAAUGAAUAAAUCAUCGAACAAAUGUCAAUGUUAUUGAUAAAUUAUUAGGUAUCAUCAAUUCAAAAUCUGGAUGUGUGUAUGCGGCUGCAUGCAAAAUCAUAACCAUUGACUUUAAUGGCAGCAUUCAAUGAGAACAAAAAGGAUACAUUUCUUUUGUGCUGAAUCUGGUGAAAUAGAUGCUUGCUUUAGAGAGUUCAUAUGCAGCACCAGCCAAAGUUUCAGAAGUGUCUCCUGUUGAUUUUGCAGCUACUCCUCGAAGAAUUUAUUGUACUGUAAACGUGUAGUCCUCUUGACAGCCAAGACUAACAUUUCCUGGCAUCUCUCCCUGCUCUUAUCUACGUGGGUGUCCUCAUGGGCCACUUCCGAAAUGGGAUUGUGGUGGGUGGGAUUUGGGGGGCUCUCUUUCCCUCUGUUUCUGUUCUUUACUCUUGUUAAACAAAGCCCAGGUCUUAAUUAGAUGCUGGAAAGAAAAAGGGAUUGUCGGUGACUGGUAGAUUCACAGAAAAAGAGUCAAGUGAUUUCAUAUGAGUUGGUCUCGUGAUGAUUAAUAAGGCAGGACUGUGAGGAUUUAACGCCUGAGAAGCCUGUGAGUUCUAAUACAUCUCUUAAUUGGGCCAAGGGAGGUGAUUGGACUUGUGCUUGCUCAGAAACCAUAAACUAGCACUUAAAGCGGUCAGGUGGCAGUGCUUCAACAUUAAUGCCUUCUUUUAGGAUCCUACAUAUUGAUAAUUCCUGCUUCUUAACUGGCUGCUACUUUCCUGUCAUUCUCUAAUAUUGCACAUUCUGGAAACAAAUUAGAAAUAUCCAGUUUGUCAGAAACAAUGUGAAAUGUUUGUCUAAAAAAGCAGAGGGUGGGGUGGGAAUAGAUCAAAACAUUUAGGCUCGUUUUGGUCAUGAGUGUGAAACAACAUUCCUGUGAUGGGGUUGCCAUAGGUCAGAAACAACUUGAAGGCACACAACAACAAACUUUUCAUCUCUCUAUGUUAUAACUAAAGCCCCAACGCCCUGGUUGAAUUUUAUUGCUGUUUUUGACAUGUAGUUUAUAUAAUUAAACCAUAGCUCAAUACGGUUGGAGGAGACUGCAAAAGCUAUGUUCCAAGUACUUUCAUGAUAAAUCCAGUGGAACAUCUUUCCACCACAUGGGCCCAGACAAAGAUUUUAUAUCAAAAUUCCCAUCACUCUAGUCACUAGCUAUGAUGGUUGGGACUAAUGGGAUUUGCAAUCCAAAAUAUAUGAAGGGAAUCAUGUGUAGAAACACUGCUACACAGGAACUUAUAUAGUCAAACUAUGAUUCAAUAUACCUGAAUAAGAGUAAAAAGGAAUCGAGAAAUGACAGCUCAGUAUUAAAAAGCUGGCCAGCUAUGGAUGCCAUUAAUAUGAGAUCCAAUAAGGCCCCAGUGUAGCCUAAGAUAUAGCUAUAUACUGUAUGUUCAAAUGUGUCUGUGAAUUGCUGUUAUGCAUCUUUGUUUUCACGGGAUGGAGGGGAUGAUAAAAAAUAAUAUAACUUAGUUUUAUAUAAGUCUUUGAGUUGCAAUUGACAGAAUCCCCCAGCCAGCAUGGCCAAGUACAAAAAAGAAAGUUUACAAGCUCCAGUUUGAUGUAAGCUUUGAUAGAUCGGUCUAAUUUGAUUUUUUUUCAGGUCCUUUUCAUGUGACUAAGAUUGUGAAUGAAGAGCUAGGGAUUAUUCUGUUAAAAUCUCAUUUCAGCUGCAAGCUUCCUAGGUGGUUGUAGCCAAGUCACUGUUCUCUUGGUAUCAGCAGGAGCUGUUGCAAGAGUUUCUGUAAUAAAGGAUGACAAAUGCUGGACUCUGCUGUGUUAAGACUUUUAACUGGGAUUUUUACAUUCUUGUUUGACCUCUUAUGUGCUCACUUUUUCUUUUUAGGGGAUCAAUCAUUAACCAAUUCAUUUUGGAACAGUUUGUCUAUUUAGAUAUAUCCAACCCGUCUGGAGAGAGUGACCCUGAGAUCUUUAGUAAUGGGGAACAAAAGUGAUUCUAAAUGAAAGUUAAGCUGGCUUUGGCAUAAGCAAAUGUUACUACCUUUACAGCUAUUCUGAUAACUGAGCUUUACAAAAAGUUUACGGGAAAAGCAAAUAUCAAAGGUUAGUGCAACUUCUUAGAAACACAGGGUAUUGUCGGAUUCUUGUUUCUAUUCACUGCUUGAUUCUUCUUUAGAAAUAUUGUGAGCAGAUUAAGGAAUAACAACAGGAAGUGACAAGAAUUUUUUUAACUGUUUUUUUUUUCAUCCGUAAAUUGGGAUACGGAAGAUUUUUUUUUUAAAAAAAAGGGACUCUUUUUUUCCACCUCUCUUGAAAUAAAGUUCCCCAUUUUUCUGGAAGGCACACAUUCUUCCUUUGGCACGAAGCUGUUGGUAUCGGAAGGAAUGCAAAGACUGGAGUAAUUUGGGGAACUGUUUCGAAAUGCUGAUGAUCAUGGCAGACUGGACAGGAAGCUGGGCCUUCUUCCUCAGUGUUUUUAUGACACCUUGGGACUUUGGAGUGGCCAGGAAAGGCCCAGCAAUACUACAUCACUCCUUUAUCACUGUUUGGAAUGCACCCAGUCAAGCCUGCCAAGAGAAAUACAACGUCUCCCUGGACCUGGGAAUAUUUGAUGUUGUCCUCAACCAGAAUGAAUUUUUCUCAGGAGAGGAUAUUACCCUUUUCUACAGCAACAGGUUGGGAUAUUAUCCUUACUACACAGAGGAUGGAUUUCCAGUAUUUGGGGGUCUCCCUCAAAAUGCCAGUCUAAAAGAUCAUCUCCAGAAGGCUCAGCAGGACAUUAAGGAAGUCAUCGAGGAGGUGGGCUUCGAAGGCCUGGCCGUGGUGGACUGGGAGAGCUGGCGUCCUUUGUGGGUUCGGAACUGGGAUUCCAUGGAAAUCUACCAGAACAAGUCUAUAGACCUGGUUAAAGAGAAACAUCCAGACUGGCCGGCUGAUAAAGUGGCCAGGACAGCCCAGCUAGAAUUUGAGCAAAGUGGCCGAGCAUUCAUGGAACAAACUUUGGCUCUCGGCAAAACGCUGAGGCCUGGAGGUUUCUGGGGCUUCUAUGGUUUCCCAAACUGCUAUAACUAUGAUUACAAGAAUGCCAGUUACACAGGAGACUGUCCAGAGACCGAGAAGCAAAGGAACGAGGAACUACAAUGGCUCUGGAACCAAAGCCGAGCUUUGUACCCCAGCAUUUAUCUCCCCAAGGAUCUUGAAUUCCUCAACAAGACCCUCAAAUUUGUCCGUCACCGAAUCCAGGAGGCUUUCAGGAUGGCGAACCAAUCAGGGGAUGGUAGCAUCCCAGUCUUACCUUAUGCUUCUCUUGCUUAUGAAUUUACUCAGAUAUUCCUCACUCAGGAGGACCUGGCCCACACCAUUGGAGAGAGUGCUUCUCAAGGGGCAGCUGGGGUCAUCUUAUGGGGGAGCUCCAAUUAUAGUUAUUCACAGGAAGCCUGUCUCGGAGUGAAGAAGUAUGUGGACACUCUUCUUGGCCCAUACAUUGUGAAUGUAACCAGCAGUGCCAAGCUAUGCAGCCAAGUCGUGUGCUCCAAGAACGGCCGCUGCGUGCGGCAGGACAACCACCCAGAAGCUUUCCUGCAUCUCAGUCCUGAUCACUACACCAUCACUAAGCACCCCAAGGAGCCAGGUUUCAUUCUGACAGGUUACUUGUCUAAGGAGGAUCUGGUCAAGAUGGCUGAAGAAUUCAAGUGCCGGUGCUAUAGUGGCUGGGAAGGCCUGCGAUGGAUACGGCUGAAGCUCCUUGCCCCAUUCUGCACAAAGACAGUCCCUUUUGAGUACCCAUGGCAUGUCCAAUUACAAAAGUUUGCAUCAUAUAAGAAAAUGUUCCCAGUUUCAGAGAAGGUGUGCCUUUCUUCCCCUUCAAGGGGAAGAUUGGAAGCAUCCAUAUGCUGCAUGUUCUCUCCCUUGUGCCAGGCCUUAGGACAGAUGUGGGCGACUACAGAAGGACCUGGAGGGGAGGUCCCAGUUUUCUGCCCUGGGACCUUCAGGGAGCUGCAUGAACUUGCAAAAAAGAAAAGGAAAAAAUGGAAGCAGAUGAAAAUGUACAUCUAAUUUUGAAAAAAAAUACAAAGGAUUUUCCCCUUAGUGGUCAACAGUAUAGUACAGGUGUUUCAUGGAACUUAUUUAAAAUGCAAAUAGUCAUUCCUAGAAACUUGUAGAAGGAGCAAUUAACUUCUCUGCUCUUUUUGAUUGGAAAAGAAGUGGUACAGAAGGUCAGGAGGGGUUGAACAGUGCUGCAAAGAAAAAGAAAAAACAGGCUUUGGCUCCAUGUAGGCUCCAUUCAGCAAUUAAUCUAAUCCUCCCUUAGAGUAACGCCAUAUUCAGUAUGACUCCUGUAUCUGUGGUGGGUGAUAUGUUCCAGGGCUUUGCAUGGAGAUGCUUAACUGCAAAUAAUAGCAAACCCUAUUGAAUGAAUGACUUCUGAUGGAAGCAUAUCUUAAAAUCACACUGGAAAACCCAGGAAAUGCCUAGAACCUCUCUAGGUCUUCCAGUAUGACUCUUGGGUGACCAACAUCCAGCAGAAGCAUACCACAGCAUCACCUAGAAGACCUAGAAAAUAUCAAGGGAGGAAAAUACCAAGGGAGGACAGAUGUAAAUGAAACCACAAGUACUGCAGAUAAAGGGGUCAUACUGUAUAUUCCUAUGUUUGCACAUACAUACUCUUUCUGUGUGUGAUUCCCCUGACAUUAAGUCCAGUCGUGUCCGACUCUGGGGGUUGGUGCUCAUCUCCAUUUCUUAGCCGAAGAGCUUGCAUUUUCUGUAUACACCUCCAUAUAUUGCAUAUAUUCUUGGCUGUCAUAGUAAUAAUAAUAAUAAUAAUAAUAAUAAUAAUAAUAAUAAUAAUACUUUAUUUUUGUAUCCUGCCAUCAUCUCCCCAAAGGGACUCGGGGCGGCUAACAUGGGGCCAGAAUAGACAAAGUAUAAACAAGUUAAAAUAUAAAACCAAACAAUAAAACAACAAGCAGAAUAAAAUCAAAAAUGAAUUCAAGCACAAUUAUACAUGAAUACAUAAAACAAGAUAAGAAAUUUAAAAACCAUAUCAAUUUCACCACCAAGGGACAAAGGAAUAAAAGGGGAUUGAAGUAAAGUGCCUAGUAACUGGGUUAGUAAUGUUUUAGUAAUAGGGUGAGGUGAGUUGGUGAUGUUUAAGAGUAGAUUUUGUGCAUCAAUUUGGAUGCAUUUGUUUACAGAUUAUACUCAAUCAGAUGGGCUGAAUAUAUUUGCCAAAAAUUAGUUUUCAGUCUUUUGAGAAAGUUCUAAACAGUUGAUAUCACUAAUGCUGAACCUGGAAGGACCAAAAGGUGGCGGUGUUGUGCCACAUUGUGAGACUGAAUGGGCACAACUACAGUAUAUACAAACCUCUGCCUAAGCACUUUUUGAAAGCAUGUCUUACUUACCAUUUACUAGGCUGUGCUCUGUCUUCAUGUCAGAAGUGCACAUAUAGACCUGCCUUUAUUGAAUUUUGUGUAAGCCAAAGAUUCCUUUCAGUGAUAUCUAUUAGAAGCUGGGGAUGGGCAGACUUUGUGGCUGAGGAUUAUACAAGCAGUCCCUGAGUUACAAACAUCCGACUUAACCAACAACUCACUGUUAAAAAUGGGAUUGAGACAACAGGAUGUGAGAUAAAUCUACCCCUCAGAAGGGAAAUUUAUUACUGAAAGAGUUAUCAUGGGGAUAGGGGUGUCCACUGAAGCUUUAUCACCAAUCCUUGUUUCCACAACAAACUUUUUUUUUUCAAAAUUCAAUUAUCAGAGGGACAGAAAGUGAGGUGAUAUCUUCUGAACAGGGGCACAGACAGCAAAACAAACACCACAGGGGUGUUCACCCUUCUUUAUGGUAUCCAAAGCUAUAUACAAGAGUGAGCUGCUGAACUUGCUGACCGAAAGGCGGUUCAAAUCCGGGGAGCGCUUCCGCUGUUAGCCCCAGCUUCUGCCAACCUAGCAGUUCAAAAACAUGCAAAUGUGAGUAGAUCAAUAGGUACCGCUCUGGCAGAAAGGUAAUGGCGCUCCAUGCAGUCAUGCCGACCACAUGACUUUGGAGACAUCUACGAACAGUGCUGGCUCUUCAGCUUAGAAGUGGAGAUGAGCACCAACCCCCAGAGUCAGACACGACUGGACUUAAUGGCAGGAGAAAACUUUUACCUUUAUCUUAUAUGGAGCUACACUUAAAAAUGUGCAUGUUCUGACUUACAAAUUCAACUUGAGAACAAACCUACAAAACCUUCUGUAUCUUGUUCAUAACUUGGGGAUUGCCUGUUUAUUUAUAUGGUAAGAAAGAUAGGAUUGCCUUCCAUAUUAACUGCAAUAUGUAGUGCCUGCCUUUCUAAAUUAAAUAUCCUAAAUAAAUCGCUCUGCUAAGCUGGA